AUGUCACCAGUAUCCACGUCGCCAGCAGUCCCCAAGGCCAUCGUCUUCGACCUCAUGGGCACCUGCGUUGACUGGUAUUCCUCCAUCCUCCCUGCUCUUGAGAGCGCUCCCUCGAUCCCAGCCCUCCCUUCAGAGUCACUACCUCAACUGGCAGCCGACUGGCGCGCUGGGUUCUUCAAGGAGACCCGAACGCGCAGAGAUGCCUCUCAGCUUGUUGAGGAUAUCGACGUCACGCAUCGGCGGGUGCUGAAUUGGCUGCUACUUGCUCGAGGAGUGACGCCUGCGCAAUGGGAUGAUGGAGUGAGGAAAAAGCUUGUUGGUGCCUGGCAUGAGCAGAGAGGGUGGCCGGAUGUAGCAUCUGCACUUGAGAGAUUGAAGCAGAAAUACUUCAUCGUUGUACUCGCAAAUGGAUCCACGCGCUUGCAGCUCGAUCUCAUGAAGGCUUCAAAUCUCCCCUUCCACAUGCUCUUCUCAUCGCAACUGCUAGGAAAGACAAAACCAGAUGCCGAGAUUUAUACCAAAGCGCUAGAACUAAUGCAAGUGGCCCCUUCAGAAGCCAUCAUGGUUGCUGCACAUGCAUAUGACUUGAGGGCAGCUAAGACUGUGGGAAUGAAGACUAUUUAUGUACAGCGUACGACGGAAGACUUCACAGAGAAUAUAGAUCAGGUGCGAGACGAGGUUGACUUCUUCAUCGAUGGCACUAGUGGAGACGAGAAGUGCGGUUUCGGAGAGUUGGCCGAUAUACUCCAGGCGUGA
This is a messenger RNA of Letharia lupina, 756 nucleotides long. RefSeq lists its product as uncharacterized. The record is from RefSeq and is a predicted model, not a curated record. Gene Ontology annotation, molecular function: hydrolase activity, acting on halide bonds, in C-halide compounds. Lineage: Eukaryota; Fungi; Ascomycota; Lecanoromycetes; Lecanorales; Parmeliaceae. The transcript has 6 exons. The coding region runs from base 1 to 756 and encodes 251 amino acids.